Priapulus caudatus is the source of this 1036-nucleotide messenger RNA. Its product is annotated as nudC domain-containing protein 2-like. The coding region runs from base 188 to 664 and encodes 158 amino acids. NCBI's taxonomy places the organism in Eukaryota, Metazoa, Priapulida, Priapulimorpha, Priapulimorphida, Priapulidae. Gene Ontology annotation, cellular component: cytoplasm. The record is from RefSeq and is a predicted model, not a curated record. The transcript is spliced from 4 exons. Gene Ontology annotation, biological process: protein folding.
AUAUUACAUUAGCAGUGUGUUUCACAAUAGUCUGUUAUACUGAUGACUACAAAAUAUUUCGAAAUGACUGAAAUGAGACUGCGCGCUGACGACAUGGGCGCUACCAUGUUUGAUUACGAACACGAACAAGUUCGUUGAAGCAUAGGUUGAAGUCAUGCAUAGCUGAAAUGAGUAAUCAACAAGAACGAUGGCACAUUUCGAUGAGCAUAGUGGCAUAAUCGAAGUUCGCACGCCGUGGGGGCACUGGUGGCAAACCCUAGAGGAAGUUUACAUCGAGGUGAACGUUGCAGAGGGAACGAGGGGCAAGGAGGUGAAAGUCAUCUUUACAACCAGGUCCUUGAAAUGUGAAGUAAGAGGGGAGGUCGUGUUUGAAGGUGCCCUAUAUGGGCCUGUGAUAGCUGACGACAGUACUUGGACAAUCGAGGACAGGCGACUUGUGCGCAUAAUGCUGGCAAAGUGUCCAAAUGUCAAGGAGUCUACCGUAAAAACCUGCUGGCGUUCUUUAUUGAAAGAUUGCUAUGAAGCUGAUCCCUUCACUUAUGAUAAGAUGGAGCAGAAGCUGACACUGCAGAGAUUCCAAUUGGAAAAUCCUGGAAUGAACUUCAGCAAUGCAAAAGUCACUGGCAACUAUCAGGAUGGAGGCCCGGUCUUGCCAGAUUACUAAAAUCAUAGAUCACUGAGAUCGCUUUGGAACGUGCAUUGCAAGUCCUCCACUAUUUCGAGGAGAACUUCCAGUGGUUGGAGCCUUGUGAAACACAGCACAGUAUAUAUGCGGUCAACGUCGCUACACUGGAUCUUCAGAAAUCUUGCUCGACCGAUCCUGUCCGGUACCAGCCUGGCUGUAACUUGCCGACGAUGGCCGGAGAAGUCGAGGACUGCUGCAGUGGCGGCAUCGCACGUGCUGUCCUUCUUGUUCUGUGUGGCAUUCCAGCAGCUGGGAAGACGACCCUCGCACGCAGACUCUGCGACCGCUACGCCGGCGGCAGCAUGUGCGCAGUGACGAUCAGCUACGACACGAUCCUGAGUGCGGAGGCAG